This is a messenger RNA of Culex pipiens pallens (northern house mosquito), 2292 nucleotides long. It is a transcript of the gene nudE, whose product is annotated as nuclear distribution protein nudE homolog. Gene Ontology annotation, biological process: cell migration; microtubule nucleation; centrosome localization. The transcript has 3 exons. Bases 227 to 1483 code for a protein of 418 amino acids. Gene Ontology annotation, cellular component: kinesin complex; kinetochore; centrosome. Gene Ontology annotation, molecular function: microtubule binding. The record is from RefSeq and is a predicted model, not a curated record. Lineage: Eukaryota; Metazoa; Arthropoda; Insecta; Diptera; Culicidae.
GUUUUUUUUGCUCAUUCGUGUUUCUGUUUUCUCCGCGAGCAAACAAAGUGGAAAAAAGUGACGAAAAAUGCGUAAAAUUCACCCCUAAUUGCCGAUAGAAACGUGAAAAUCCCAUCUGAAUUUUCGUUUGCUCUUGGCAGCAAUCUACGGCGCCCUGUUCCGGACGAGGUUCUGUGUGGUUCUGUUCCUGUUCCGAUACGACCGCGGUGGUUGAGUGUGUUUCGAAAUGGACCAGGAGAAGCUGUUUACCAGCGUCGAGGAGGAGUGUCUUUACUGGAAGGAACGGUGCUUGAAACUCGGUCAAGAGCGCAAUGACGUGCAGCGGGAGUUUGACGACUUUACGGAGGAAUCGAGGCAGCUGGAAGCGGAGCUGGAGAUGACCGUGGAGCAGCAGGAGAAGAAGAUCCGCGAUUUGAACCAGCUGGUCAGCCAGAUGCGGAUUGAAUGUGAGUCAUUCAAGCGGAAGGUCGCCAACAGCGAGAACGAAUCCAACAAGAUCGAUGCCGAUUAUAAGCAGCUGGUCAAGGAGAAUGAAAAGUUCAAGGUUUACAUCCGCGAGCUGGAGCAAAAGAAUGACGACUUGGAGCGAGCGAACAGGGUGGCCAGCGAAAGUGUGGCCGAGUUCGAGUCGAUGCUGAACCAGGCUUACGAGAAAAAUGCUCUGCUAGAAUUGGAGGUGGACGAGAAGGAACGUAUGCAGAUUAAGCUGCAGCGGCUUAUGGACGAGGCACGGGAUUUGAAGCAGGAACUGAAGGUCAGACACAUCCCCAAGGGCGAGGACGAAGAAGACAUGACAAGCGUUCCGACGACGGAAGGCGCAGCGGAAGAGAAAACACUUGACGUUCCCACCGAGGAAAGACCCGAGACGCUCGGAUCCAACACCACUGCAAACGUAUGCCUCAGUACGACCAAACUAGAAACUCUCAACAACAACAUCAACAGCAGCAGAAAGACGGACCCCAGCGUGGUGGCCCUCACGAAAGCAACCAACAAACUUGACCUGGAAUCCACCCUCGGAUCCCUCAACGCCGUCGUUCCCACGCAGCUAGACGAGAGCACACUGCAGCAAAAGCUGAUCAUCGAACGUAACGGAAACCUCAACAGUCCCUCCUCGGCGCUCAUCCCAGCGCUGAACAACGCCGCGAUGGCCCCGAGCGAUCGCGUCUCCACGCUCAGCAUCGUGGCCGAUCUGCUGCGGCGGCUGGACAACAUGGAGGCAAAGCUGAAGGCGUGGAAAAUCCGCAAACCCUCGUCCCGCACGAACCUGGCCAGCUCGGGCAGCCAUCGGCACCGGGUCGGAACUGGCUCGAGUGGGCUAUGUCUGCCCGGCGGUGACAGCAACGCCUCCCUCAAUUCCAUCGGAAGCGGCGAAAGCUGUGGCAACGUCCAGCUGCACUCGUACCAACCGGGAGUGUCCACCAUCGGUACGCAAACGGCCCAGCAGGCGCAAGCAAGUAAGGCCGAACUUCGAACGAACAAGUAAGCAUAUAUUUCACUCGCUCUUUUACACUUAUGCGUAUACAAUGUAUUGUUUUUUUUUUAAUUAAAUUAUUAAAUUUAAUGGCUAAUGUUUUACAAUUAAGUUCGUCAAUGUGUGUUUUGUACAUACGUGGAGCCAUGUGUCGAAACGAGCGCAGAAUUAUUUGCAACUUUACGUUAGGCCGCUGAUCCGUUUCAAACAUAUAAUCAUAAGACUUACUGUUUUUUUCCCAAACGUGUCCCAUUGGCUUCGUUAGAGUUUCUAUUUUGAAGAAAAGCCUUCGUCUAUAUUUUUCGAAAGACUUUAAAAAACGUAAUAAAUUGUAACGAUUAAAAAGUAAACUUGUCAGAGUUUAAAUUUCCGCACUAAUCGCUUAUAAAAAAAAACCCCUGGAGCUAAGCAAAUCACAACACAAAAAUAAUAGCACACACACACAAACGCGUUUAAUCACUCAAAAUAGCAAACUCAACUAGUUAUGUGUGGAUAGAGAGAAAAAAAAACAUCAUCUGCUUCAAAACUAGAUUUGCUGCCUUUGGAAUGAGUAGCAAACGUGACUGUUUAGCCCAUGAACAUUAAAUAAACCGUACCCGCAUGAUUUCUCGACUUUAUAAAUGCUAGAAAAGAGAUUCAAACCUUGAAAACAAAAAACAGUUCAAAGAUAAGGGGGCAUCACUGAGCCCUACUGGACGGAUGAAAAAAGAAAGGUAAAACUAGCAAACGGAUAAAUAAAAACAAUGACAGUGUAACCCUACAUGAGCAUACAAUACAACUGUUGAAUAAAAAGGAUAUUUAUUGGAAUAGUUCUAACCAUA